GCAACUUGGUUAAGGCAUACCAUUUUAAUGACGUUAAAUAAUCGCUAUACCGUGACGUUAGCAUACCUUAAUUGAUUAAAUAAUGUAUGAGAUUAUACAUUUUCUUCACAUAUUUAUUUCUAUAAAAAGGAACCCUUCACAUACAUUAAUCACUCAUCCAUUAGCAAUAGCAUUGAACUCACAAUGGCUUCUUUUGUUACACUUUUCUCCUCCCUAACUCUCACAAUAGUCCUUCUCUCAUUUUCAUGCUCAUCACAACAGUUCUUCUCACCAAUUGAAAAAGACUCAUUAACCAAUCUAUAUUCCACUUCACUUGAUAUAGGAACAGAACCUACACAUCAAUUCAAUCUUGUGAUUGAUAUUGGAGGACCAAUCUUAUGGUAUGACUGCAACAAAACCUACACUUCUUCAACCUACAAGCCCAUCUCUUGUCAAUCCAAACUUUGCCCUAAUGAUGCUGGAUGCAUAAGCUGCAAUGGCCAUUUCAAACCAGGUUGCUCAAACAACACAUGUGGUGCUAACAUAAUUAACCCAUUAGUUGAUGCUAUUUUUUCAGGUGACACUGGCAGUGAUUUUUUGUUCAUACCAAAAUCUAAAAUCCAAAUCCCUGACUUUAUUACUGGUUGCACUGACUCUAAUGCAUUUACAGCUGCUUCUGCCACUGAUAAUUUCCCUCUUAAAAACUUACCAAAAACUAGUAAAGGUAUAUUAGGCCUUGCAAGAACACCACUUUCAUUACCAAAACAGCUUUCAUUAGCUCCUCAAAAAAUUCUUAACAAGUUUGUUCUUUGUUUACCAUCUUCAAACAAACUUGGUAGUUUCUUCAUGGGUGGGGUACCAUCUAAUUUUGCCAAGUUUAAACUCACUACUAUUCCUCUUAUUAUUAACCCCUUUAGCACUGCUCCAAUAUUUUCCCAAGGUGAUGCUUCUUAUGAAUAUUUCAUUGAUGUGAAAUCAAUUAAAGUUGGUGGUGAAAUUGUUAGCUUUAAGUCUUCCAUUUUGUCCAUUGACAAUAAGGGAAAUGGUGGAACAAAACUUAGCACAGUGAAGAACUUCACUGUGUUACAUAGUUCCAUAUUCAAACCACUUGUUAGAGAUUUUACUAAGAAGGCUUCUGAUAAUAAAAUAAAGAAAGUGGCAUCAGUGGCACCAUUUGAAACAUGUUUUGAUUUGAGUACUAUGCGUAGGACUAAUACUGGAUUGGAUGUACCUACUAUUGAUUUGGUGCUACAAGGGGGUGUGAAGUGGACAAUUUUUGGUGGAAAUUCUAUGGCCUUGGUGAGUAAAAAUGUAGCAUGUCUUGGAUUUGUGGAUGGUGGUAAUGAGCCAAGAACUGCUGUUGUGAUUGGUGGACACCAAUUGGAGGACAAUCUAUUGGAGUUUGAUUUGGUUUCUUCUAAAUUAGGAUUCUCUUCCUUGCUCCAACAAGAUGCAAGUUGUUCCAGAUCAGAAUAGUAAAAGUUUCAUUUCAAUUGAGUGAGAGUAUUAUGAGUUUAAGUAGCUUUUGUUAUUUCCCUUUUAGUUGUGUAAGAUGGUGAUUUGUAA
Molecule: messenger RNA, 1545 nt
Organism: Medicago truncatula (barrel medic)
Lineage: Eukaryota; Viridiplantae; Streptophyta; Magnoliopsida; Fabales; Fabaceae
Product: probable aspartic proteinase GIP2
Exons: 1
Coding region: 184-1455 (423 amino acids)
Biological process (GO): proteolysis
Molecular function (GO): aspartic-type endopeptidase activity
Source: RefSeq, a predicted model, not a curated record